Molecule: messenger RNA, 1785 nt
Organism: Galleria mellonella (greater wax moth)
Lineage: Eukaryota; Metazoa; Arthropoda; Insecta; Lepidoptera; Pyralidae
Product: lipase 3-like
Exons: 1
Coding region: 23-1294 (423 amino acids)
Biological process (GO): lipid metabolic process
Molecular function (GO): hydrolase activity, acting on ester bonds
Source: RefSeq, a predicted model, not a curated record
UUGGAUCUACUGAUAUUAGUCAAUGGACAUUCAUAAAUAUAAUAUAGUAUUUAUAAUCGGUGCGAUAUAUAUAACAUUUCUUGAGCACCAUGUCUCCACAUUACCUGCUGCACGUCAAGACACGCUUGAAUCAUACUCCAAUUCCAAUAUAAGAUCAUUCAAAAAGGCCUUAGGUUACGAUGAAGAGACAUAUUUGAACUUCACAGAACUAGCAACCAAGUACGGAUAUCGGACUGAGGAGCAUACUAUAACAACAGAAGAUGGUUACAUUUUAAAAGCUUUCAGAAUUUUAACGAACUGUCAAGAACCUUAUAAACGUCCGCCGGUAUUAUUAAUGCAUGGAGUUUUUGAUAGCUCCGACGUAUGGAUAAUAGCAGGAAAAGAUAUAGGAAUUGGAUAUUUGCUCGCUGACUACUGCUAUGAUGUAUGGGCGCUUAAUCACAGAGGAAACAAGUACUCCAGAAAACAUGUUUACUAUAAUCCAGAUACUGACAUGGAAUUUUGGAAUUACUCUUUUGACGAACACGGCAAUUUCGAUAUUCCCGCUACAAUCGACUACAUUAUUCAAGUAACCAAACAUAAAAAGCUUAGUUACAUAGGACACUCUCAAGGAACUACAGAUUUUUUCGCAAUGGCGUCACUAAAACCAGAAUAUAAUGAAAAAAUUCGAGUAUCCAUCCAACUGGCUCCUGUAGCAUGGAUGACAAAUAUCUUCAACCCUAUAUUAAAGGUAAUAUCUCCAGCAACGCACCUUCUCAAAAUUUUCUUAGAUUCCUCCGGUAAUAGCGAAUUGUUGUCGGAAAAUCAUCUUAUACAAUUGAUGUUUGAAAUGCUAUGUCAAGUGGUCUCAAAAUCUUUUUGUAUUUCUACACUACACGCUACCACUGGUUAUGAAGAUGGAAGUAUACCAACUAAGACGUUAGUUUUAGCAUUUAGUCACGUACUUAGCGGCACUUCAUCAAAAAGUCUAGCACAUUUCGGCCAGGUAAUAAAAUCUAAGCAUUUCCAACGAUAUGAUGAAGGAACAAAAGGAAACGUGAAAAGAUACGGUACACCUACGCCUCCAAAAUACAAUGUGUCUCUAAUAACUUCACCAGUAGUUCUAAUUUGUGCCGAAAAUGAUUGGGUGUCUUCAUUAAAAGAUAUAGACAUCCUUAGUUCUAAAUUAUCAAACUUGGUUGAAAAAUAUGUAGUGCCAGAACCAAAGUGGAGUCAUCAUAACCACGUGUGGAGUACAAAGUUGCCAAAUUACGUAUUUCCAAAAAUAAUAGAAUAUUUGGAUAAAUUUAAUUGACAAACCAGUGUUAAUGAUAAUCUUCAAUGAAUUACUUUUAUAGGGUGAUUUGUGUUUUUUAAUAAUUACGAUAACCUUAUUGUUUUUUAUAAAGAGAAACUGUAGCGAGUUUCACUUUAUAAUAUAUUACAAAAAAAAAAUAGAUUCUGAGACUUUAAAAAUAAACUUAAACUUGAUGAAAAUCAAUUCAUCAAAUUAAGCGCCAAAUCUAUACUAUUUUUUUUUGAUAAAUAUCAUUAUUAUUUUAAUUAAUUAUAAUACUUUUUCUGAUCUUAUGUCUCUUAUAUUAUCUUAUAUCUAAUAAUCUUUUCUUUAGUGACGAUAUAAUUUAACAUUUCGCUAACAAAUGCCAUAUGCUAAUUUAGUGAUUAGGUCUUAUUUACAAUCAUACCAAAUAUUAAAAUUGUAACUGUAAAUUACGUUUCUGUUGAUAUUUAUUAUUAUGUAUUUUCUUAGCAGAACUAAAUUGUUACUAAAGCAGUGUGAAUAAU